UUUUAGACCAAAUGAACCUUCAAGGACAUCGAAGGACGCGGUUUCAUUCGAUAUUUUCCAUAACGGUCAACCGGUUGAAGCUGUGGUUGUCGGAACUAAACUGACACUGUCAUUUGCACCGUUGUAUGCUAUACCACCUGAAUAUAUGUCAGUGCGCGAAUGUCAAGUGGAGCCUAUUGACUCUAAAUACGAAUGGGAGCGCGAACCACUUCCCAUUAUUCACGAUGGAUGUCAAGCUGAUCUUGUCGGAUUAGUAUGCCCUCCGCAGCAUUCCGAAUUUGGCGUGAAGAUAAUUGUUGAGUCAUUUCGGUAUCAAAGUACUCCCCAUGUACAGUAUUCCUGCCUUGUUCGGAUAUGCCCAUUUUCGCCAUGUCCUCCGACAAAUUGUCCACUGGUUGAUGGAUGCCCAAUAAGCAAUCGUCUUGCUCGUAGUCUAAGUUUGGAAGAAAUCCGUCGUGCCCUUGAAGCUGAUCCUAAGCUGGCGAGUCAGAUCGGAAUUCCUCCACAUAUUCUGGCAAACCGCCCUGGACAUAGCAUCGAACAGCAACUGCUCGCACUGGGGGGCGAUCACACUGUCAAGCGUCGUCUUGUUGUAGUGAAUUCGGAAGACCAGUUGCGGUACUAUGUGCGGACAGGUGAUAUACCGUAA
Angiostrongylus costaricensis is the source of this 649-nucleotide messenger RNA. Lineage: Eukaryota; Metazoa; Nematoda; Chromadorea; Rhabditida; Metastrongylidae. The record is from the annotation of a GenBank genome assembly.